This is a messenger RNA of Bipolaris maydis ATCC 48331, 1430 nucleotides long. RefSeq names its product ZIP zinc transporter-domain-containing protein. The record is from RefSeq and is a predicted model, not a curated record. Gene Ontology annotation, molecular function: zinc ion transmembrane transporter activity. Lineage: Eukaryota; Fungi; Ascomycota; Dothideomycetes; Pleosporales; Pleosporaceae. Gene Ontology annotation, cellular component: membrane. Gene Ontology annotation, biological process: zinc ion transmembrane transport; intracellular zinc ion homeostasis.
AUGUGUAUACUCUGAGCGACCCUUAGCUCACCUAUUCAACUUUCUACCACCCCAUAUUCCGGUAUUGACAUCCGUCCACGUGCCGCCAUGGUGUCGCGUCGCAACAAGACUCUUCUGUCCCUGGCAAUCUUCCUUGGAGUGCUCGCUUGGAACGUGGCCGCUGCAGCAGUCAAGGGCGAGACAGGCACCCCAGUAGAGAACCUGACAGUUCACGAGAUUGAGGAACAGUUGCAGGAAUGUCCCCUCGUGCAAGCUCUCAACCAGCACAAGGUGGCAUCCAACCCCACCACUUCUUCCCUCACCGCCCAGAUCUUUGCCUUUCUCUUCCCUGGAAGCCCUGCAGUCAAUUCCCUGCUGGCAACUCUUUACAUUUCUGGUCCACCCAACUUCCUCCUUGCGCUAUGUCCGCCCAACAUCGAUCCCUCGUCUCUGUCCGUCAUGGUGGCAUUCGCUGUAGGUGGCCUGCUGGGUGACACGCUUUUCCACCUGCUGCCAGAGAUAUUCCUCGGUGAAGACGAACCCGAGUCCGUCAAGUUCGUCAUGGUGGAGCCUAACAAAAACCUGCUGCUGGGCGUUGCCAUCAUGGUAGGCUUCAUCACAUUCGUGGCCAUGGACAAAGGACUGCGCAUCGCGACUGGAGGUGCAGGUGGACACGACCAUUCGCAUGGGCACUCGCAUGAAAAGGUGGAUGCUACUGCCAAGGCAACAGGAGUCGACGUCGACGGAUCAAAAGACGCAGUCCGCGCUCGCAAGGGUGCUGUAGACAGCAAAACUGCCAAAGCAAACGUGCCACCAGAGGCGGAGAAGGAGAUCAACGCCAGCGUCAAGCUUGGUGGCUACCUCAAUCUCAUUCCAGACUUUACCCACAACAUCACCGAUGGUCUUGCCCUUAGCUCUUCUUUCUACGCAUCACCCACAAUCGGCGCUACAACUACUGUAGCCGUCUUCUUCCACGAAAUUCCCCACGAAGUCGGCGAUUUUGCACUCCUGAUUCAAUCUGGCUUCAGCAAGCGCGCGGCCAUGGGCGCUCAAUUUGUAACCGCUGUGGGCGCCUUCCUGGGAACCUGCAUUGGUAUUGCUGUUCAAGAAUUUGGCGGAAACUCUAGCUCUGCUGUCUCUACUGGCCCGGGCCUUAUGGGGACAAGUCUUCAAUGGGGAGACAUGUUGCUGCCCUUCACUGCCGGCACCUUCUUAUAUGUUGGCACUGUUGCUGUCAUUCCUGAGUUGUUAGAGACUGGCCCCAACAAGGGUCAGGAAUUGAGGAAGACCCUGUUGCAGUUCUCUGCAAUGUUCGCUGGCGCGGGCAUCAUGCUUUUGAUAUCUUGGGACUAGUCUUACAGAUGUAUACAAGUGCUUGGCACCCGAGAGAUCAUCAAACUCUAAAUUCCCGAUCCGAAUUUUGCACGAUGUGUCUUCCAGGGUGUGCGUCU